Molecule: messenger RNA, 1269 nt
Organism: Drosophila gunungcola (fruit fly)
Lineage: Eukaryota; Metazoa; Arthropoda; Insecta; Diptera; Drosophilidae
Product: procathepsin L
Exons: 5
Coding region: 106-1122 (338 amino acids)
Cellular component (GO): lysosome
Molecular function (GO): cysteine-type endopeptidase activity
Source: RefSeq, a predicted model, not a curated record
ACCAACUUAUUAACAUUUUCAUAAUUAUUGCUAAAAGAAAAUGCUUAGUUGCGAUUUUAUUAUGUACAUAAUUGACAGUAUCUGUACGUAUCGGAGUCGGCAGCGAUGUGGAAAUUUUUAAUAUUUAUCUGUUUAUGUGGCCUUAAUUACCAAAUUGUGACUUCUAAUUUAAAUAAAGGAAAUUCAACUGCUUUGGAUUACAAGAGUGAAUUCGAAAAAUUUAAGAAUAGUAAUAAUCGCAAAUAUCUUCGCAAUUAUGAUGAAAUGCGAAGUUUAAAAGCCUUUGAGGAAAACUACAAAGUUAUUGAGGAACACAAUCAACAUUACCAGGAUGGUCAGACAACCUUCAGAUUGAAACCGAAUAUUUUUGCUGACAUGAGUACCGAUGGUUACCUAAAGGGAUAUCUGCGCCUACUGAAAAGCAAUGUUGAAGACAGCGCUGAUAAUAUUGCUGAAAUUGUUGGCUCUCCUCUGAUGGCAAACGUACCCGAAAGUUUGGAUUGGCGAAGUAAGGGAUUUAUAACACCAUCGCAGAAUCAACAAUCCUGCGGCUCGUGCUAUGCUUUUUCCAUUGCUGAGAGCAUCGGUGGACAGGUUUUUAAGCGUACCGGAAAAAUAUUGAGUUUGAGUGAGCAACAAAUCGUGGACUGCAGUGUCUCACAUGGAAAUCAAGGAUGCGUUGGAGGCUCCUUGCGAAACACAUUAACCUAUUUGCAGAGCACUGGCGGCAUAAUGAGGGCGGCCGAUUAUGGAUAUGUCGGAAAGAAGGGAAGAUGUCAGUUUGUCUCGGACCUAUCUGUGGUCAACGUAACGUCCUGGGCCAUACUUCCUGUACAUGAUGAACAAGCGAUUCAGGCAGCAGUUACUCAUAUUGGACCGGUAGCCAUAUCCAUUAACGCAACUCCAAAGACCUUUCAACUGUAUAGUGACGGUAUCUACGAUGACGUUCUGUGUUCAUCAGCUUCUGUAAAUCAUGCAAUGUUGAUUAUUGGCUUUGGAAAGGAUUAUUGGAUUUUAAAGAAUUGGUGGGGUGAACUUUGGGGCGAAUCUGGUUAUAUGAGAAUUCGAAAAGGAGUAAAUAUGUGCGGAAUUGCUAAUUAUGCUGCCUAUGCUAUAGUUUAAAUACAUUUUAGUCCAUUCAAAAAAGAUUACUGUUAAUAAUUAAAUAUUGAUUUAAAAGAAGAUUUAAGGAAAUAACUUUUUCUUCAAGAUUUCUAAAAUUUCUUUAAUUUUGUAACAUUAAUAAAAAUAUAUUUUUCGAAUAAACCA